AAAAUCCAGACCAGCAGAAAACAAAAAAAAAAAAUAAACUCAUGGCGUCUCUCGAAGUUCCCGCCAAUGUUCCUCUUCCUGAAGAAGACGCUGAGCAACUCCACAAAGCCUUUAAAGGAUGGGGAACCAACGAGGGGAUGAUCAUAUCAAUCCUGGCUCACAGAAAUGCAACGCAACGCAGUUUCAUUCGUGAUGUUUAUGCUGCUAACUACAACAAAGAUCUUCUCAAGGAAUUAGACAAAGAGCUUUCCGGUGACUUCGAGCGAGCUGUGAUGUUGUGGACUUUUGGUCCAGCGGAGAGAGAUGCUUAUUUGGCUAAAGAAUCUACCAAAAUGUUCACUAAGGACAACUGGGUUCUUGUCGAGAUCGCUUGUACUAGAUCUGCUCUUGAGUUUCUCAGUGCCAAGCAAGCUUACCAAUCCCGUUACAAGACCUCUCUGGAGGAAGAUGUCGCAUACCACACAUCUGGAGACAUUCGUAAGCUCUUGCUACCUCUUGUGAGCACCUUUAGAUACGAUGGAGAUGAAGUGAACAUGACUCUAGCUAGGUCCGAGGCUAAGAUACUUCACAAGAAGAUCGAGGAGAAGGCUUAUGCUGAUGACGAUCUCAUCAGAAUCUUGACAACAAGGAGCAAAGCCCAAAUCGGGGCAACUCUCAAUCACUUCAACAACAGUUUCGGAACUUCCAUUACCAAAUUUCUAAAGGAGUAUUCGGGAAACGAAUACGUUCAGUUACUCAAAGCCGUGAUCAAAUGCUUUACAUAUCCAGAGAAGUAUUUUGAGAAAGUUCUACGUCAAGCCAUCAACAAGCUGGGAACAGACGAGUGGGGACUUACGAGAGUGGUCACUACAAGAGCAGAGGUCGACAUGGAGAGGAUCAAAGAGGAAUAUUUACGCAGAAACAGUGUUCCUCUUGAUCGAGCCAUUGCUAAAGACACUCAUGGCGACUAUGAGGAUAUACUUCUCGCUCUUCUCGGACAUGACCAUGCUUGAUAUAUACAACAUUUGCAAGUCCUUUUCUAAUAAAAUAAACUUUAUCUUAUCGCUUUGUGUUUAAUAAAACAGUUGUGAUUGGUUUUGCAACGUGGUCAUGUUGAGUUAUUUAUGAAUGUUUUCAUUUUCGUUUCA
This is a messenger RNA of Capsella rubella, 1127 nucleotides long. Its product is annotated as annexin D7. Gene Ontology annotation, molecular function: calcium ion binding; calcium-dependent phospholipid binding. The transcript is spliced from 4 exons. Bases 42 to 992 code for a protein of 316 amino acids. Lineage: Eukaryota; Viridiplantae; Streptophyta; Magnoliopsida; Brassicales; Brassicaceae. Gene Ontology annotation, cellular component: cytoplasm; cytosol. The record is from RefSeq and is a predicted model, not a curated record.